AUGAGUGACAAUGACCUAAAAACUCACCCGUUGGUCAUUCUGGUGUCUGAUAAUGGAGAACCUUCUCUGUCUGCGACUGUGUCUAUUGAUGUUGUGGUCGUUGAAAGUACAGGUGACAUGAAGACAACUUUCAGACAACUGCCUGUAAAGGAGGAGAGUUUCUCAGAUUUAAAUCUGUAUCUGCUCAUCGCCAUUGUGUCAGUAUCAGUGAUAUUUAUACUGAGCCUCAUCAGUUUAAUAGUUGUACAAUGCCACAGGACAGACGGCAGUUUCAGCAGGUGCGGCGCCCCAAUGAUCACCACACACCCUGACGGGAGCUGGUCUUACUCCAAAUCUACUCAGCAGUAUGACGUGUGUUUUAGCUCUGACACACCUGCUGAUGGUGAACUGAUCAGUAUUAAUGGAGGCGACACUUUUCAAAGGACACAGACGCUUACCAACACAGAUAAGGUAAGAAGAUACUGUACCUUUAUUUUGUCUAAUUCUAUAUUAGCCUAUUCUAUAUUUUUCUACUAAUGGUGUUUUGAAAGAGUUUAAUUAACAUUUCGAUAGACAAUGUGGUUGUUGUGUUGUGGUUGUCUGUCUUUGUAUAUUCCACUUAAUUUGUACAUUAGAGGGCACUGUAUGUCGGGUCAUGGGUCACUGGUCACUUGUAGGCUAUAUAUGCAGACAGGUGACCAGUAAGUAUGGAUGUAGGCAUGGAGAGCAUACUACUGUGCUCAUCUUUUACACCUUGGAGCUAUUGAAUGCGCCUACAGUAGUUAUAUUUGCCUGUAAGGAUUAUUGGUAUGUUUAUAUCUUUACUGCUAAUUAAUGGGCAAAUGAUCCAACCAAAGAUCCAAUUUUGGAAAGUGGUUUGUUUUGCACGUGUAUAUGAACUUUUGCAAUCCCACCUGUGCCAGAGUGGCUAUCCGGAACUAUUGACUGGGUCAACAGGGGUCUUCCGCGAAAUGACUCCCUUUUCGGUAGUGUAACUUGGUGAAAAAACACUAUUUAUUUCACAUAUUGUUAACAAUCUGUGAUAAAGAGCACAUGGUCAACUUCAUAAAGAAACACGUUUUCCCAUCUCAAGACAAUAAAAUAAAAUAAAAAAAGACUAGUAAGUGCCUGUUAAGUGCCAAAUAAAGUAACAGGGUUGGCGAUUUCAAUUUAAAUCAGCCAUAAAUCCCCUUGGACAGGGGGAAUGGAAGCUUGUUGUGUGCAUCAGGGAGGGGCAAUUGAAUGCAAGCUUCACAAAAAUAUUGAAAUUGUUGAAACAUUUCUAACCUGUCUAUCUGUGGGUAACGGGCUUGACGUGUUAUGCGCGACCCGCUCAGUUUUCCACCACAAAACACCAGAAAAUGGGCAAAAAGAGUAGAACCAACUCACCUGCUUUUACACCAGGAUUUUACUAUAAAUGUUCAAUGUUUCUUUUGAAAAUAUUAUUUAACCCUCAUACUACCGACUGGGGUCCUUUUGACCCCAGAGGCAUAUUUUUUAUCAUAGCCCAAAGGUGGUUUAUUCAAUUCUUCAAAAUGUUCAUGACUUUGUCAAUAAACUUUUUCUUAAUACAUCUAAAUAAGUGUUUAGUGUUUCUGUAUCAAUAUGACCCCAGCCAAAAACAACUAAUUCUGCCUAUAGGAAUUUGAUAGAUGGAUCUUUAUUUGAAUCCAGGUUUCUCUGGAGACAUAAUUUUAAGUUAUACACAUCAUCAGAGGGUGGAGGGGGACCUGUAUCAGUGAUUUUGACCAGAUAGACAGAUCAUCUGAAGAGAUAUAGCUCCCCAUGUAUUUGCCUACAAUUGUACUUUUUUAUACCACGUAUGACCGUGUGCAAAACCAAAAUUACCUUAUUUUUGUGCAUAUAAAAAUCUGCCAAUGGUAUAAAAAGUCUGCCAAUGGUAUAAAUACUUGAUAAAACUGCAAUACAGAACUCAGAUACACUCUGAAUCUACACAGAAAGCUGAAUGGGGCUGCAGGUAGCCUAAUGGCUAAGAGCGUUGGGUCAGUAACCAAAAGGUUGCUGGUUUGAAUCCCAGAGCCGACUAGGUGAGAAAUCAGUCAACAUACCAUUGAGCAAGGCACUUAACCUCAAUUGCUCCUUUAAGUCGCUCUGCAUAAGAGUGUCUACUAAAAUGUAUUGGUGUGUAUUCCCUGAAAAUUUGUUAUUCUAGGGCUAAUCUAAAAAAGUAUUUAUUUGAAUCCAGGUUUCUCUGGAGACAUAAUAUUAAGUUAUACACAUCAUGAGAGGGUGGAGGGGGACCUGUAUCGGUGAUUUUGACCAGACAGAUCCCCUGCAGAGAUGGAACACCUUAUGUACUCGGCUAUGGUUAUAACUGGUUAUAGUUAUAACUAGGUAUGACCGUGUACACAAUUACGUUACAUAUAUGCUUAGUUGCUGUCAAAACAGCUCAUUAAAGUCUGUCAGUGUUAUGAAUACUUGGUAGAACUGUAAUGCAGAAAUCCACUACCUUCUAAAUGUACACAUAGUGCAAAAUUGGUGUGUAUUCUACAAAAAUAGUUAUUCUACAAGAAAUGUUAUAUAAAUACCAGAGUUCCUUUAAUAUCCUACAAUAUUAUGUAUGUGGAACUUUUUAUGGCAUUUGGGUUGCUAUACCAUUUAGUUUGAAGUGACUUUGAGGAUUUGGGCAUGCUUUUUGAAGAGUCCUGCCAUAGGCCCUACCAUUCCUAUUGUUUCACUAGCAGCAAUGCUAAUGCUGGCUGUGGGUAAGUAAAUAAAGAAAACUAAGCCAUAUUUUUGGUCCUUGUCUCUUAGAAUCAAUGGAUGAAUCACUUUUUGUCAAUAAAAUGAAGUAUAUUUGAAAUUUUGGUGUACCGCCCCUUUAAAUGGCAGUCGUUUUACUACAUUAAUUAGUAUUUAUUUCAAAAUUCUAAAAACGAAAUGAUACUAUAAUCAAAUGAUGGUAAAUCAGCUUUUUAGUAGUUAUGUGGAUUGGACUGUACUUCGGAAAAAAGCUGCACAUUAUGAAACAUUUUGUGUUACAAAAUACUGUAACUGUAAUUUUGCUAAAAUAACAGUAUUAUUAUUAUUUAUUUUUUGAUAACUUUAUUUACACGUCUAAUGAUGUUUUGAUAAGAAUUAAGUUUAUAUUUGGCUAUGACUGUUGCUUUUUUUUCAAUAUCAAAAUUACCCCAGUUGGUAAUCCAUGUAUGUAAAAAUAUGUUGGUAGCAUGUGGGUUAAGAAAUUAUAGUUUCACCAUAUUAAAAUGCGAGUUCAGUUCACGUAACAGGGUUGACCUUAAAAUGAGAGACAGGUUUAUUUCUCCAUAAACUGAAUCAGUAAUCACAUUAAAUAAAUAAUAAUCUCCAGAAAUGACUUUGUCAAAGCAACAAAAUAACGUGUGCUUUACAAUGAUGGUGAAUAUUUUGAGGAACUUUGGGGCUUAAGUGGGUUAAAAUCUUCCUAGACGUCACAGAGGAUACACAGAGGGACAUGCCAAAAUGCCGAAUUUUGGCACUUUAGCAAGUCUUUAUUCAUAUUAAAAUCAGAUUGAUUUACAUGUGGUCUAUAUUAAAGGAAACUUCAUUUAAUAUAACAGCCUUUUAAAAUGUAAUAUUGGUGCACAAUUUCUACUUAAAAUAUCAAAGGGAUUAAAAAAGGAACUCAUUUCGUGGAAAGACCGCGUUGUAAAUAUAAUUUUCACAUUGAAGUGUUGUUUUUCUUUCUCUUCAGCAAUGGGCUGACUAUUUUCAUGUUUCCACGCUGGGAGACGCUGUUGACCACGAUAGAAAUGCACCUGAUUUAGAAAGCCCGGGAUCCUCCUAUCCUUUUCUACAGGGUGUGUAGAUGUAGGCUAGCAUAUCAGUUAGGCUUUGUUGAAGAACACAUUGGAAUACUUUGCGGCACACUGUCGCGGAUUUUUAGUCGUAGGCCUACCUAGUUUUCAAUUUGAUCAAUUUUGGAUGAAUCUGGAUUACAGUGUCAAGGAACUGAGCAGCGAUGGAUUUGUGUGACCGUAUGAUACGUGUUUGGAUACAGUGUUUUGUAUUGCUUUGUUCAUGGGGAUUGUCUUCAGGACAGAUCGUCUACAAGGUGUCAGAGGAGGUGGAUAAAGGCACAGUUGUUGGAAAUAUAGCCAAAGAUCUCAAUCUAAAUGUGCAAGAUCUGGAAUUGAGAGGAAUUGAGAUUGUAACUGGAUCGAAUAAGAGGUAUUGUGACGUAAACAGGAAGUCUGGGCUUCUGUUUGUCAAUGAAGGAAUCGACAGGGAGAUGCUGUGUCAAAAUUCAGUCAAAUGUUUUGUAGACGUUGAAGCCAUUUUGAAAGAUCCAACACAUCUCCACCGCAUAAUGAAUAUUUUAGAUAUAAACGACAAUGCACCAUCAUUCUGAGAGCCAGUUCAUAUUUUUAAUAUUACUGAGUAUGCCUCUCCAGGAGAGAGAUUUUCUCUGCCUGAAGCCCAGGACAUGGAUGUUGGCAGUAACUCGGUGAAAACCUACAAGCUGAGCCCAAAUGAACACUUCUCUCUGGAUGUACAGAGCGGUGGAGAGCAGGUUUCUGCUGAGUUAGUGCUACAGAAAGCUUUAGAUCGUUAGAAACAGGCUGUUAUCAAGCUUGUGCUGACUGCCAUUCAUGGAGGAAAGCCAUCUAGAUCCGGGACAUUACAGAUUAUUGUCAACAUUAUUGAUAUAAACGAUCAUUCCCCAUCAGUCAGCAAACAACUCUACAAAGUUCAGAUUCUUGAGAAUGUCCCAAGUGGAACAACAAUUCUUAUUUUAAAUGCGACUGAUUUUGAUGAGGGUGUAAACGGAGAUAUAAUGUAUUCCUUAACCGCAAAGGGAGAUGCAAAACAUGCUGACCUAUUCUCCAUUGAUCCGCAGUCAGGAGUUAUCACCUCUAAAGGCAAAAUAGACUACGAGGAAAGUACUGCAUUUGAGAUCCGUGUACAGGCUAAGGACAGAGGGGUCCCUCCUCGUAGCACGCAGUGUAAAGUCUUAGUUGAAGUGCUUGAUGAGAAUGACAAUGCCCCUGAGAUAGCUUGGGGCACAGUGAAAGAGGACUCUCCAAUUGGCACUGUUGUCGCAUCCAUAACUGCAUUAGAUAAAGAUGGAGGUAGAAAAUGGACGUGUUUUGUGCGACAUAGUCGGAGAAGUUCCCUUUAAACUUCUCUCUACUUAUAAGAACUAUUAUUCUGUAGUAGUGGACGGACCUCUGAACAGAGAGAGUGCAUCGCAGUGCAAUGUCACCAUCAUUGCUAAAGAUGAGGGAACCCCUCCUCUCUCCAGUACUAGAGUUAUAACAGUAGACAUCUCUGAUGUGAAUGACAACCAACCUCACUUUUUAGAACCCAAAAUAAACGUGUUUCUAAAGGAGAAUAGUCCUGUGGGAGGUUUAAUUGCAAGCUUGACCGCAAUUGACCCCGAUGUCAAUGAGAAUGGUCAAGUUAUUAAAUGUUAGAAACUAGCAACAACCUUCCUAUGUCUACAAUGAUAAACAUAAACUAUUUAACUGGUGAGAUAUAUAGCAUGCAGUCAUUUAACUAUGAAGAAGUGAAAAAGUUCCAGUUCAAAGUUCAGGCCACAGACUCUGGUGUUCCUCCUCUAAGCAGCAACGUUACUGUCAACGUUUUUAUCCUGGAUGAGAAUGACAACAGUCCUGUGAUUCUCCCGCCCUAUUCUGACCACGGCUCCGUUAAUUCUGAGAACAUUCCCUAUUCUGCUGAAGCGGGCUACUUUGUGGCCAAGAUCAGGGCUGUAGACGCUGACUCUGGAUAUAAUGCACUGCUUUCUUAUCACAUCUCUGAACCAAAGGGUACCAAUCUAUUCAGAAUUGGAACCAGCAACGGAGAAAUAAGGACUAAGAGACGCAUGAGUGACAAUGACUUAAAAACUCACCUGUUGGUCAUUCUGGUGUCUGAUAAUGGAGAACCUUCCCUGUCUGUGACUGUGUCUAUUGAUGUUGUGGUCGUUGAAAGUACAGGUGACAUGCAGACAACUUUCAGACAACUGCCUGUAAAGGAGGAGAGUUUCUCAGAUUUAAAUAUGUAUCUGCUCGUCGCCAUUGUGUCAGUAUCAGUGAUAUUUCUACUGAGCCUCAUAAGUUUAAUAGUUGUAAAAUGCCACAGGACAGACGGCAGUUUCAGCAGAUACAACGCUCCAAUGAUCACCACACACCCUGACGGGAGCUGGUCUUACUCCAAAUCUACUCAGCAGUAUGACGUCUGCUUUAGCUCUUGACACGCUGAAGAGUGACAUAGUAGUUUUCCCCACGCCAUUUCCACCUGCUGAUAGUGAGCUGAUCAGUAUUAAUGGAGGGGACACUUUUCAAAGAACAAGAAUGCUUCCGAGCACAGAGAAGGUAAGGAGAACUGUUCAUGAUAUGGAAUGUUUUUGUCACGUUGUAUUUUAUUUUAUUGGCAUUAUUAUCUUGUGUGCAGGUUAUAUUUGCCUAAUUCCCGAAAUUCAGUUUGUUGUAACUUACAUAGACGGUUCCAAUUGUAUGGGUACGGUUUAGGAUAAGUAGAAUUCGACAAUUCUCCUCUAAAUUAAUGCAGAAUUUAGCGUUACAAUUCAGCACCACGGACAGCGACAUAAGGCUUCUUGCUUUGAUUUGUGUCAGUCUCAUUCUUGCUCACGUUUUCUCAAUUAGAUUGCAGCAAUGUUGUUUCAUAUUCUCCUAUAACAGAUUAUUCUGUGGAUCUGUCAAAUUAGUCUAGUUUUUAGUUGUUUAUGGUUGAAGCAAUAACUGGUAAAGUCAUUUAAAUGUAUCUGCACACCACAAAGUAUUUAGCUGUUGAGUUCGACUACUGGUUAUCAGCUGUUUGUCAUAUUUAGGGCUAAGCAAUAAAUUACAUUUGAGAGGAUCAUGCAAAGCGUUGUUCAUUUGAUGAUCUUUUUUUUUGUAGGCACUCUUCGUGAAAGAUACCAACAUCUUGUAUAACUAAGAAAUCACAUCUGUAUACAUUUUAAGAGCACAGUAAAAGCACUUGGUGUCGCUGUAGACCGUGACUAUAUUCAGUUGAUAACUAUUUGGGCCACUCCUUCCUCUCUUCACUUCCACUGAUGAGGCAGGUACAGUCAAGCGAGUUGGUGAGAUGAGAACGCACUCGAGAUAGGCCUGUACGUUGACACAACCGUUGUAUACUAAUAGAGAGAUUGUUCUUAUAUAAAAACGAUGUUUAGCAAUAUUAUCAAUCUAUCGUAACCAACUCAAAGAAGAAUCAUAAGGUCUAUGUAUAACAAUGGACCAUUCCGUACAUUGUGGAUAUUUUUGGAUUCGGAUUAUGCUGUUUCUUUGUUUAUGGGAUAUAUCUUCCGGUCAGAUUGUCUAUUCUGUUUUAGAGGAGGUGAACAAGGGAACCGUUGUUGGGAAUAUAGCCAAGGAUCUCAAUCUCAAUGUUCAGGAACUGGAGUCACGUAUGUUUCAGAUUGUAUCCGGAUCCAACAAGAAGUAUUUUGAUGUAAAUCCAAGAACUGGUGUUCUAUACGUGAAUGAGAUAAUCGACCGCGAGGAGCUUUGUGAGACCAAUGUGAAGUGUUCUUUGAAUGUGCAGGCCAUUGCGCACAAUCCUCUAAAUGUUUUUCGUGUUGAAAUAGAGAUAUUGGAUACAAAUGACAAUGUACCUUGUUUCUUAGAAAAUUCUCUAACAUUAAAUAUUUCCGAAAACGCUGCUGAGGGAGAGCGAUUUCUUCUGCCAGUGGCUGAGGAUGUGGAUGGGGGCAGUAACUCUAUGAAAACCUACAAGCUGAGUCCAAAUGAACAUUUUUCUCUGGAUGUACAGAGCGGUGGAGAGCAGAGUGUGUCUGCUGAGUUAGUGUUACAAAAGGCUUUAGACCGAGAGAUACAGGCUGUGAUCAAGCUCAUACUAACUGCUGUUGAUGGAGGAAAACCUCCCAGAUCUGGGACAUUACAGAUCAUAGUACAUGUAUUCGAUACUAAUGACAAUACUCCCAUUUUCAGCAAACCGCUUUACAAAGUGAAAGUUGCGGAGAAUGUUUCAAUUGGAACCAAAAUAAUAACUCUCACGGCAUCAGAUUUGGAUGAGGGUAUUAACAGUGACAUUCUUUACUCUUUUGUUGGCAACAGGAAUGCAAAAGGAUCUAGUAUGUUUGCUAUUGACCCGCAUACUGGGGAUGUAUCUGUGAAAGGCAAUGUCGACUAUGAAGAAAACGUUGGGAUUGAGUUGCGAGUCCAGGCUGCAGACCAAGGCCAACCUCCAAAAACGACACAUUGUAAAGUGUUAGUGGAAGUAGUCGAUAUAAAUGACAAUGCUCCAGAGAUAGCAAUAACAUCACUCAUGAGCACAGUAAGAGAGGAUGCCAAGUCUGGCGCUGCUGUUGCUUUAGUAACGCUGUCAGAUAAAGAUGGGGGUAAAAAUGGAAUUGUGAAUUGUCAGAUAAGCGGUACUGUUCCUUUCAAACUGCAGUUUUCUUAUAAAAAUCACUACUCUUUAGUUGUAGACGGGCCUCUGGACAGAGAGAAAUGUUCUCAGUACAAUAUCACUAUUAUUGCUAUGGAUGAGGGGACCCCACCUCUCUCCAUCACCAGUGUUGUUACAGUACACAUUUCUGAUGUGAAUGACAACCCACCCCGUUUUCCAGAACAUCUUAUUAACAUUUAUUUAAAGGAGAAUAGUCCAGCGGGAGGUCUGAUGGUUAGUGUAAAUGCGUAUGAUCCAGAUGAAAUGGGAAACGCGCAUGUAUCAUAUUAUCUUUCGGAAAGUAAAAGUGAUAAUAUAUCGCCCUCGACAAUAGUCAACAUUAACACUAUAACUGGUGAAAUAUACAGCAUGCAGUCAUUUAACUAUGAAGAAGUAAAACGGUUCAAAUUUCAAGUUCAGGCCACAGACUCUGGUGUUCCUCCACUAAGCAGCAACGUCACUGUCAACGUUUUUAUCCUGGAUGAGAAUGACAACAGUCCUGUGAUUCUCCCGCCCUAUUCUGACCACGGCUCCGUUAAUUCUGAGAACAUUCCCUAUUCUGCUGAAGCGGGCUACUUUGUGGCCAAGAUCAGGGCUGUAGACGCAGACUCUGGUUAUAAUGCGCUGCUUUCUUAUCACAUCUCUGAACCAAAGGAUACCAAUCUAUUCAGAAUUGGAACCAGCAACGGAGAAAUAAGGACUAAGAGACGCAUGAGUGACAAUGACCUAAAAACUCACCCGUUGGUCAUUCUGGUGUCUGAUAAUGGAGAACCUUCCCUGUCUGCGUCUGUGUCUAUUGAUGUUGUGGUCGUUGAAAGUACAGGUGACAUGAAGACAACUUUCAGACAACUGCCUGUAAAGGAGGAGAGUUUCUCAGAUUUAAAUCUGUAUCUGCUCAUCGCCAUUGUGUCAGUUUCAGUGAUAUUUAUACUGAGCCUCAUCAGUUUAAUAGUUGUAAAAUGCCACCGGACAGACGGCAGUUUCAGCAGGUACAGCGCCCCAAUGAUCACCACACAUCCUGACGGGAGCUGGUCUUACUCCAAAUCUACACAGCAGUAUGACGUGUGUUUUAGCUCCGACACACUGAAGAGUGACGUGGUAGUUUUCCCCACGCCGUUUCCACCUGCUGAUGGUGAACUGAUCAGUAUCAAUGAAGGGGAUACCUUUCAAAGGACACGGAUGCUUCCCAACACUGAGAAGGUAAGACCAUAUUUUUAUUUCACCAACGAUUCGAAUUUUUCUUUAAAGUGUUAGUGCAGAGCUCGUGAAACCUGCAGAGAGUCGAGCUUUGGUGAUUUCAGCACCACGCUAGUGGACAGCGAAGUCGCGGCGAGCAGUGGACAUUGUUGUUCUUUCUUUAAUAUUUUCAUCUUUGAGGGGUUGUGUAUAAUCUCUCGGCUUUAAAUUAACCUUAAAUUGCGGCACCUUUCUCUUUUAGAACUGGAAUUAAUGGGCACACUAUAUUAAGCAUCAGUUGUCUCAUAGUCUUUUUUCUACAUUAUUAAAUUAAGGAUUUUUAUUUUUCUUAACUUCCUUAGUGCUUCAUUUUGCGAACUGCCUAAAUGUUGUGACACAUCUCCUUUUGCAAUUUAUUCAUCCAUAUGCAUAUAUCUUCGGUUGCUCUUGUUUCUUUUUCAACUACUAAUAACUAUAUCGGUAGCCUGUAUGAUAACUAUCUCAAUUGUUGUGCCAUUGAUGAGUCAAAGUGGCAGGUGGUCUCUAAAUUAUAUAGAGUAAACCACGAGUGAAAUAAGUUGGGGUACUAUUUGCCUGCACUUGCAUUGGAGCAUAUUGUUUUUCUUAGGCUAUUAAACAAUUUUAUUUCAGGCAAAGAAAUGAUGCAUACAUAGGUCAUGUGCUUAUUUCUCAUUGAGCAGUGUCAUGUCCAUUUAGUAAGCAAAACACAGGGUGUCGCUGUAGACCGUGGAUAUGAACCCUUGAUUUAAUUAUAUAGGGCCCCUCCUUCUGUGCCUAUCAGUCGGUGUUGUGCAGGCUUUUGUCAGAAUAACAGAGCCAGUUUCCAUUUGAAACGACAGUUCUUUCGUGAGAGGAUAUGAUGUGGUUGUUUUCUGAAAUAUUUGCCUUGGUAUCUUCAUGAUUUUCUCAUAGAAUACGGAAAGUGUGGGAUUACCGUGGAUAUAAAGAUGGGCCAUUCCGUGCAUUGUGGAUAUUGUUGGAUUAUGGUUGUGCAGCUUCUUUGUUUCUGGGAUUUAUCUUCCGGUCAGAUUGUCUAUUCUGUCUCAGAGGAGGUGAACAAGGGAACCGUUGUUGGGAAUAUAGCCAAGGACCUCAAUCUCAAUGUUCAGGAACUGGAGUCUCGUAUGUUUCAGUUUGUAUCCGGAUCUAACAAGAAGUAUUUCGAUAUGAAUUUAAAGACCGGUGCUCUGUUUGUGAAGGAAAGAAUCGAUCGAGAGGAGCUUUGUAUGACCAGUCAAAAAUGCUCUCUAAACUUGGAGGCCAUUGCACAGAACCCUCUCAACAUGUAUCGUUUAGAGAUACAAGUAUUAGAUAUAAAUGAUAACGCACCUUCAUUUCGUAAUAGUGAUCAUACAAUAAAUAUUACAGAAUCUACCUCUCCAGGUGAAAGAUAUCCCCUACCAAGGGCUAAUGAUGCUGAUAUAGGCAGUAACUCUGUUAAAACCUACAAACUGAGCCCAAAUGAGCACUUCUCUCUGGAUGUACAAAGCGGUGAGAAAAGUGUGUCUGCUGACUUAGUGCUACAGAAAGCUUUAGACCGAGAGAAACAGGAGGUAUUAGUGCUCCUUCUGACUGGUGUUGAUGGAGGAAAACCUCCACGAUCCGGGACCUUAAAUAUACUUAUUAAUGUGAUAGAUGUAAACGAUAAUAGCCCGGCCUUUAGCAAACACUUGUAUAAAAUAAGUAUAUCUGAGAACGUCCCUAUUGGCACACCUAUAAUAAAAAUUAACGCAACUGAUGUGGACUCAGGAGUAAAUGGGGAAAUAGUUUAUUCUUUGAUAGGCCACGGGGAGGAAAACGCACUGGACUUUUUUCAAAUAAACUCAGUCACUGGUGAAAUUACAGUUAAAGGAACAAUUGAUUACGAAGAGCAUGCUGCGUUUGAGCUACACGUACAGGCCAAAGACAGGAGUUCUAGUCCCCGUGCAACACACUGUAAAGUCCUGAUAGAAGUGAUGGAUGUCAAUGACAAUUCCCCAGAAAUAUUAGUGACUUCAAUGAUGAAUGCAGUUAGAGAGGAUGCAAAAUCAGGUAAAGCAGUUGGUCUAAUAACAGUAUCUGAUAAAGAUGGGGGUGUAAAUGGAAAAGUACACUGUCAAAUAGUAGGCUCUGUUCCCUUCAAAUUGCAGUCCUCCUAUAAGAACUAUUACUCAUUAGUAGUAGAUGGAUCUCUAGAUAGAGAGAGUGGAUCCCAGUACAAUGUGACCGUUAUAGCUACAGAUGAAGGCAUCCCACCUCUCUCCAGUACCACUGUCAUUACUGUUUAUGUCGCUGACGUGAAUGACAACGCCCCUCGCUUUUCAGAACCCAUAAUUAAUGUAUAUCUGAAGGAGAAUAGUCCCGUUGGAGGGCUUAUUGUCAGCUUGACUGCGCAUGAUCCAGAUAUGA
Molecule: messenger RNA, 11943 nt
Organism: Coregonus sp. 'balchen'
Lineage: Eukaryota; Metazoa; Chordata; Actinopteri; Salmoniformes; Salmonidae
Source: the annotation of a GenBank genome assembly